Protopolystoma xenopodis is the source of this 621-nucleotide messenger RNA. NCBI's taxonomy places the organism in Eukaryota, Metazoa, Platyhelminthes, Monogenea, Polystomatidea, Polystomatidae. The record is from the annotation of a GenBank genome assembly.
UGUCAGUCUGUUGACAAUCUUACAGAGUCAUUGUUCCGCUCAGAAAUAUAUGCUGAUCUUUGUGGGCGAGAGUUAUUCCCCUCUGAGGGUGGGCCUGAAGAAGAGGAGGAGGAUAAUGAAGCUAGUGAAGAUUUUGAGCACGAUAUACAGGAUGAGUUAGAAGGAAAAAAAGAACAGCAAGUGCAUCAAUUAGAGGUUGAAGAAGAUGCAGGAGAGCGCGAUUCAAUACGGGGAUAUGAGGCAUCCAGCGACAAUGAGGAUGUCAGUAAUGAAAGAAAUAGAGUUGCUGAUUUAGACAAUCGACCCGAAUCCGUACAUGAAAACUCUGUUAUACGAAACAGUGAUAAUAUAGAUGGUAUUUCUUUGGAGAUUGAUAAUGACUCAGCAGAUUCUGCGACUCUGACGAAUACACAAGUAGCCUUAACCCCACCACUUAUGCGACGGGACCCUCUGCCCAAGGCUAACCAAAGGCUAGAACAGAUGACUACCAGAAUGAACAAGCCAGAGCAGAUGAAGGGAGGACAAGCCAGGUCUUGGGUCAUUUCGCCCUUUAAAAAGAAGAAAACGCCGACGGAGCAUACUCUUGAUAUCUCAGCUUGUCUAAACCUUUGUCUGACGUAG